Molecule: messenger RNA, 618 nt
Organism: Trifolium pratense (red clover)
Lineage: Eukaryota; Viridiplantae; Streptophyta; Magnoliopsida; Fabales; Fabaceae
Product: protein RALF-like 33
Exons: 1
Coding region: 35-415 (126 amino acids)
Source: RefSeq, a predicted model, not a curated record
UGCCAACACAACAGAACUCUCAACUCAACUAAACAUGGGAACGAGAAACACCUUCUAUGUUUUCUUUCUUCUAUUCGCAAUCUUAACCGUCCACGUGUCCUUUACAUCAUCAUCCACCCUUGAUUUCACCGACAACCAGCUCAGCAACUUCUUCCUCCCGUUGAACUCCGGCUGCCGUGGAUCCAUCGCAGAGUGUAGUCUCCUCGCCGGAGAUGAAGAUGAUACUGAGUUUCUGAUGGAUUCAGAGAGCAACAGGCGCAUUUUAGCAGGAAGAAGGUAUAUUAGCUAUGGUGCGCUGAGGAGGAACACUGUACCUUGUUCAAGACGUGGUGCUUCUUAUUAUAAUUGUCGGCCUGGUGCUCAGGCUAAUCCUUACCGCCGUGGAUGCAGUGCCAUCACACGAUGCAGGCGUUGAGAUUCUUCUUUUUCUUAUUUACUCUAAUUUAUUUUAUUUUUUAUUUGGAAUUUUUUUAUAUAUAUUUUUGUAAUUGAUGAUAAUAGAUCGAUCUUGUUAUUAUGUACUACGAGUAAUAGUAUGCUACUAUUAUACGAGUAGAUAAAUUGAAGUAGUAGAUUUGAAUAAAAUGAAAUGAAAUGAAAUCUUCAUUGCUGUUUGUA